AUGGCCCUUGGCGUUCUCGCCGUACAGGCGCAGCAAACAGCCUCCAACAGCAACAAGCCUAGUUAUCCGGCCUGUGCCACGAAAUGCAUCGCCAGCGCUUUCCGCGGUGGCCUCUGUGCUCCCACGAACCAGACUUGCAUCUGUACCGAUGAGCAAUUUCAGCUCAACGUUACUCUUUGCGUGUCAGCUACCUGCACUAUAACCGAAUCUCUUGCUACCAAGAAUGCCAGUCUUACGAACUGCGGUGCCCCCGUGCGCAACCGGGCUGAGGGAUACGUGGUCUUGUCCAUCAUCAUGGCUGUCAUGGCGGCAAUCUGCGUCUCGGGUCGUUUCGCGUACAAAAUCUUCUUCGCCGGCCUCGACAUCGGCUGGGAUGACUGGUUCGUCCUGGCGACGCUGAUCGCCGCCAUGCCGAGCAUCAUCAUCACCGUCCACGGCACGACCGCCAACGGCCUGGGCAGGGACAUCUGGACGCUUCAUCCGCAGCAGAUCACCAACGUGCUCUUCUACUUCUACCUUAUGGCGUGGCUGUACUUCCUGCAGGCCGCUCUGGUGAAGCUCGCCAUCAUCUUCUUUUACAUGCGCAUCUUCCCGGCUCGAGAAGUGCAGCGCAUUCUCUGGGGAACGGCCAUCUUUAUCAUUGCAUGGGGUUUGGCUUUCGUCCUCACCGCUGUUUUCCAAUGCAAACCGAUCCAUUACUUCUGGACUAAGUGGGAUGGGCUGCACGAAGGCAGUUGCGCGGAUGCCAAUGCCGUCAGUUGGUCGAAUGCCUCAAUCAGCAUUGCCUUGGAUCUUUGGAUGCUGGCGAUUCCGCUCUGGCAAUUGAGGUCUCUAAAGCUCCAUUGGAAGAAGAAAGUCGGCGUGGUGCUAAUGUUUGUCAUUGGCACAUUUAUGACUGUCGUGAGCAUUAUUCGCCUGCAAUCACUUGUUGAUUUUGCAAAGGGACACAAUGCCACAAUGGAUUUCUUGGACGUCAGUGUAUGGAGCACGAUUGAAGUAUCCGUGGGCAUCAUGUGCGCAUGCCUGCCCUCUAUGCGAAUGAUCCUCGUGAAGAUGUUCCCAUCCAUGUCUGGAUCGACGCUCCGGAGCAAGGGAAGACAGUACUACAAGCAGUACGGCAGUGACAACAGGUCAAGAACAGUGGAAAGCCAUCCACGCACCAUCGGCGUCGUCUCGGUAAACAGGAACGACCCAGCCCCGGAAGGCGGAGACCGGCAAAUCAAGUUCCAGAAAACCUUCCUUGUCUCUUACAGCGACAGUGAUGAAACGGAUCUUGUGCCAAUGAAAGAUAUCCAGAGGCCAGGGAGAGCGCACCAUUAA
Messenger RNA from Colletotrichum navitas, 1320 nucleotides. Its product is annotated as CFEM domain-containing protein. The record is from RefSeq and is a predicted model, not a curated record. The coding region runs from base 1 to 1320 and encodes 439 amino acids. The transcript has 4 exons. Lineage: Eukaryota; Fungi; Ascomycota; Sordariomycetes; Glomerellales; Glomerellaceae.